UGGUGGAAGGACUGGCUCUGCUGGAUUUGGGGGUCUCACCAUAUUCUGGAGCUGUUUUUCAUGAGACCCCACUGAUAAUAUAUCUCUUUCACUUCCUGAUUGAAUACGCUGAGUUGGUGUUCAUGAUAACUGAUGUGCUAACUGCUGUUGCCCUUUACUUGGCCAUCCAGGACUUCAACAAAGUUGUGUUCAAGAAGCAGAAGCUCCUGAUCGAGCUGGAUAAGUAUGCACCAGAUGUGGCUGAACUCAUCCAGACACCCAUGGAGAUGCACUACAUCCCCCUCAAGGUAGCACUGUUCUACCUGUUAAACCCCUACACUGUGAUGUCUUGUGUGGCAAAGUCCACCUGUGCCAUCAACAACACUGUCAUUGCAUUCUUCGUUCUGGCUACAAUCAAAGGUAGUGCCUUCCUCAGUGCUGUGUUCCUGGCCUUAGCAACAUACCAGUCACUCUACCCUCUCACACUGUUUGCUCCAGCACUCCUGUACCUCCUGCAGCGCCAGUUCAUACCAGUCAAGCUGAGGAGUAAAAGCUUCUGGCUCUACACCCUGCAGUACGCAGCCCUGUACCUGUGCAGCCUGGUGGUGAUCAUCUGCCUCUCCUUCUUCCUCCUCAACUCCUGGGAUUUUAUCCCCUCUGUUUAUGGGUUUAUCCUUUCUGUUCCAGACCUGACACCCAAUAUUGGCCUAUUCUGGUACUUCUUUGCAGAGAUGUUUGAACACUUCAGUCUUUUCUUUGUCUGUGUGUUUCAAAUCAAUGUAUUCUUCUACACCAUUCCCUUGGCAAUAAAGCUCAAGGAGCACCCCAUGUUCUUCAUGUUUGUCCAGAUCGCCAUCAUUUCCAUCUUCAAGUCCUAUCCCACUGUGGGAGACAUUGCACUGUACAUGGCCUUCCUCCCAGUCUGGAGCCACCUUUACAGAU
Molecule: messenger RNA, 921 nt
Organism: Merops nubicus (carmine bee-eater)
Lineage: Eukaryota; Metazoa; Chordata; Aves; Coraciiformes; Meropidae
Gene: PIGU
Product: phosphatidylinositol glycan anchor biosynthesis, class U
Exons: 9
Biological process (GO): protein localization to cell surface; attachment of GPI anchor to protein
Cellular component (GO): membrane; GPI-anchor transamidase complex
Source: RefSeq, a predicted model, not a curated record